Messenger RNA from Rubroshorea leprosula, 1249 nucleotides. NCBI's taxonomy places the organism in Eukaryota, Viridiplantae, Streptophyta, Magnoliopsida, Malvales, Dipterocarpaceae. The record is from the annotation of a GenBank genome assembly.
CGGAUAUAAGGUCUCGUCAUCGGCGUCUUUCAAGGCCCUAUUUCGUGUUUUUUUUCUCUAGCAAAAUCUCUCAAGGAGAGAUAGGGAUCAACGGCUCUACAGUGCGUAGAGGGUGAGAAAGAGGAGAAACAGAGAUGGGAUUGAAGAAGGGAACGACAUUGUUGGAUGAUUUGAUAGAUAAAGCCGGAGGUUGUGCUGUCAUCGAUGGAGGUUUCGCGACACAGCUCGAAAGUCACGGCGCUGCCAUUAAUGACCCACUCUGGAGCGCUCUAUGCUUGAUCAAGGACCCUGAUCUCAUCCAGCGGGUUCAUUUCGAAUACCUGGAAGCUGGGGCAGAUAUCUUAGUUACUUCAUCUUAUCAGGCUACAAUUCCUGGGUUCCUUUCCAGAGGGCUAUCAACUGAAGAAGCAGAGUCAUUACUGCAGAAGAGCGUUAAAUUGGCUGUGGAAGCACGGGACAAAUUCUGGGAUGCCAAUGGAAAGGUCCCUGGGAAGAGCUAUAACCGAGCUCUGGUUGCAGCCUCUAUUGGUAGCUAUGGAGCUUACCUUGCGGAUGGUUCAGAAUACAGUGGAUGCUAUGGACCAGAUGUGAAUCUGAAUAAGCUGAAAGAUUUUCAUCGGCGCAGAUUGCAAGUUCUGGUUGAUGCAGGUCCAGACUUGCUUGCCUUUGAGACCAUUCCUAAUAAACUUGAAGCUCAGGCCUGUGCUGAGUUGCUUGAGGAAGAAAAUGUCCAAAUUCCAUCUUGGAUAUGCUUCAGUUCUGUAGACGGUGAGAAUGCUCCAUCAGGAGAGAGUUUCAAGGAAUGCAUUGAGAUAUUAAACAAGAGCAACAAAGUAAAUGCAGUUGGAAUAAAUUGUGCACCCCCUCAUUUUAUUGAAACUCUCAUCCGGAAAUUUAAGGAGCUAACUCAAAAGGCUAUAGUUGUUUAUCCAAAUAGUGGGGAGAUAUGGGAUGGAAGAGCUAAGAGAUGGCUGCCAUCACAGUGUUUUGGAGAUGACAAAUUUGAGAUAUUUGCAACAAGAUGGCACGAUGCAGGAGCUAAACUGAUUGGGGGCUGUUGCCGAACAACACCAUCCACAAUUAGAGCCAUUUCCAAGGUUCUGAGAGAAAGUUCAUGAUUGGUUAACAAGAGUCAUGGGAUUCAAAGCUUUACAGAUAACUUCAAAUCUCUUCCAGGCUUCCAGCCUCUGGUCAUUACAAGUUCAAUUUGUGCCCCAGUAUUUAUUGUAGUCCAUAGAUUAUUUUUCAU